CCUCCCUCCCUCCCUCCCUCCUUACCAGCUUCCUUCUGCUCUUCCCGCCAGUCUCCUCCUCAGUCGAGGGGAGACCUAGCUCCCUCUUCUUGCCCACAGCUGGGAAUCCCAGCCCUCCCCCUUCAUCCCUCUCCUCUCCUCAGCCCUGGGAUUCCCAGACUGCUCAGCUUUCUUUUCCUUUCCUCCCUCAUAUGGAAAUCCUGGUCUCCUCUCCCCUGCUCCCCCCCCUAGUCUGAGCACAUCCUUUCCCACCUGACCCUAUAACUCUCUUCCCUCUAGGAAGAGUAGUUCCUUAUUCUUUUAAAACAUGAGCUUUUCUUAGUAAUUCUUGUUUUAUUUUGUCUUUAUUUCACUGCUCCCCACCCCCGAAAGAGUUUAUUUCCUUUCUUUGGGCUGUUUGAUUUUCAUCCCUUCCCCUAGACUCAUUGCUGCCUAUGUCCCAGACUUUGCUUUUCCCUUGUUGAGGUUGGAGGGAGCCUCCCCUCAAAGAGCAGCCCAAGAAGAUGCCAGGGCCUGGCUUCUGUGGUCUCUCCCCACUCCGGGUAUUCCCCUCCGUGUUUGUGGUGGCUGCCUUGCUGGGCCUGCUUCCAGUCCUCAGGAGCCAUGGGCUGCAGAAUACAGUGACACCAAAGGUCUCCACCAUGGGCUUGUACAUAGGCCCUGGGGACGGGGAUGUCACCUCGGCUCCACCAGAGGUCAGCCACGAAGUCCAUCCUAUGACCAACUAUUCGGGGAACUUUCAUGGGAAGCCACGCAAGGCUUUCCCUGUUCUGGGCAUCGACUAUGAUCAUGUGCAGACCCCCUUCGAGAUCUCCCUCUGGAUCCUGUUAGCCUGCCUUAUGAAGCUGGGUUUCCACGUGAUCCCCACCAUCUCCAGCAUCGUCCCCGAGAGCUGCCUGCUGAUCGUGGUGGGGCUGCUGGUGGGAGGUCUGAUUAAAGGAGUCGGGGAGAGCCCACCAGUCCUAGAGUCGGAUAUCUUUUUCCUCUUCCUGCUGCCCCCCAUCAUCCUGGACGCUGGCUACUUCCUGCCGCUGCGCCAGUUCACUGAGAACCUCGGCACCAUUCUGAUAUUUGCCGUGGUGGGCACGCUGUGGAACGCCUUCUUCCUCGGUGGACUCAUGUACGCCGUGUGCUUGGUCGGGGGCCCCCAGAUCAAUGAGAUUGGCCUCCUGAACAACCUGCUGUUUGGCAGCAUCAUCUCAGCUGUGGACCCCGUGGCGGUGCUGGCCGUGUUUGAGGAGAUCCACAUCAAUGAGCUGCUCCACAUCCUCGUGUUUGGGGAGUCCCUGCUCAAUGAUGCCGUCACUGUCGUGCUGUACCAUCUCUUUGAAGAGUUUGCCGGCAUUGACAAAGUGACCCUCACCGACAUCAUCCUGGGCUUCCUUAGCUUCUUCGUGGUCUCGCUGGGGGGGGUGUUUGUGGGUGUGGUCUACGGCAUCAUCGCGGCCUUCACCUCCCGCUUCACGUCCCACAUCCGUGUCAUCGAGCCGCUCUUCGUCUUCCUUUACAGCUACAUGGCCUACCUGUCUGCUGAACUCUUUCACCUGUCUGGCAUCAUGGCGCUCAUCGCCUCGGGGGUCAUGAUGCGGCCCUACGUGGAGGCCAACAUUUCCCACAAGUCCCACACCACCAUCAAAUACUUCCUGAAGAUGUGGAGCAGCAUCAGCGAGACCCUCAUCUUCAUCUUCUUGGGCGUCUCCACCGUGGCCGGCUCCCACCACUGGAACUGGACCUUCGUCAUCAGCACACUGCUCUUCUGCCUCAUUGCCCGUGUGCUGGGUGUGCUGGGCCUCACGUGGUUCAUUAAUAAGUUCCGCAUCGUGAAGCUGACCCCCAAGGACCAAUUCAUCAUCGCCUAUGGUGGCCUUCGCGGAGCCAUUGCCUUCUCCCUGGGCUACCUCCUGGACGUGCAGCACUUCCCAAUGAGGAACCUCUUCCUCACAGCCAUCAUCACCGUCAUCUUCUUCACUGUCUUCGUGCAGGGCAUGACAAUCCGGCCUUUGGUGGACCUGCUGGCUGUGAAGAAGAAGCAGGAGAGCAAGCGAUCCAUCAAUGAGGAGAUCCACACGCAGUUCCUGGAUCACCUUCUGACGGGCAUUGAGGACAUCUGUGGUCAUUAUGGCCACCACCACUGGAAGGACAAACUUAAUCGGUUUAAUAAGAAGUACGUGAAGAAGUGUCUGAUCGCUGGGGAGCGCUCCAACGAACCCCAGCUCAUCGCCUUCUACCACAAGAUGGAGAUGAAGCAGGCCAUCGAGCUUGUGGAGAGUGGGGGCGUGGGCAAGAUCCCUCCUGCUGUCUCCACCGUCUCCAUGCAAAACAUUCAUCCCAAGUCCCUGCCUGCUGAGCGCAUCCUGCCAGCGCUGUCCAAGGAUAAGGAGGAGGAGAUUAGGAAGAUUCUGCGCAACAACCUCCAGAAGACCCGACAACGGUUGAAAUCCUACAACAGACACACACUGGUGGCUGACCCUUUUGAGGAAGCCUGGAACCAGAUGCUGCUGAGGAGACAGAAGGUUCGACAACUGGAACAAAAGAUAAAUAACUACCUGACAGUGCCAGCCCACAAACUGGACUCUCCUACCAUGUCCCGAGCUCGAAUUGGCUCAGAUCCCCUAGCCUAUGAGCCAAAGCCUGAUUCAGAGAACCUCCCUAUCAUCACCAUUGACCCUGCCUCACCCCAGUCCCCUGAGUCUGUGGACCUGGUAAAUGAAGAACUGAAGGGCAAAGACGUGGUGCUGGAGGAGGGGGAGGAGGAGGAUGAACACGGUCUCAUGAUGCACCCCAAGGAGCCCUCGUCCCCGGGCACAGACGACGUCUUCACCCCUGAGCCAGGGGAUAGCCCGAGCAGCCAGCGCAUGCUCCGCUGCCUCAGCGAUCCCGGGCCGCGCCCAGAGCCCGGCGAGGGCGAGCCCUUCAUUCCCAAGGGCCAGUAACGCCAGGGCCAGGGGCCAUUGGGGACCAAUGGGAGCCUCUCCCCUUCCUUACAGCAUGGCAGCUGGGCUCCAGCACGGCUUCCCAUACCCGCUGGGCAGUGCCCAUCUCUCCUCCCAGCACCAGCCCUCAGAAGAAGGCACCAUGGGUACCACCGCAAAGCUUUACUCCCACCUCCUGCGGUGCCCUGGCCCUCCUGAGGACAUCCCUCCUUGGGGCUGGACAAGUGGUUGGCAUAGUAACCUCUCCCUCUACAUUUUCUGUCCUCUUCAAACCCCGGGUUUUCAGAACUCUGGGGUCCUGCCCGGUGGGCCAGAGCUUGGGGCUCUCCCCACGGCCACCACUGAUGGCCCAGCCCCUAGUUCCAAUAGGCUUUUGUUCUCCUCAAACCCUAUCAAUGUCUGUAACCAAAGAAGCCUCCCCUCCCUGUCAGGUGCUCCCUGCCCCGCUGGCCACCUUGAUCCUGCUCUGGCUGGGGAGCGGGGAAAUCUAGAAGCAAUGCAGCUGCUUGCCCUUGCCUGCCCCCAGCCCCUGUUUCAAUUCAUCCAGCAUCUGGUAAGGGUCUACUCCGUGCAAGGACCUGUGGGCAGCAGGGGACCUACAGAGGAGAAAGCAUACUCUCCUUGCCUUCCAAGUGCUUAUAGCUGUCUCACAAGCUGGAACAAGACUGGGAGAAGCGAGAGUGGCCCGAGAGGAGGGGAUAUGGGGAGGUCAAUCCCAGAAGCCUUCUUUGGGGCCAAGCAGGGGGGAACUGAAGCUUCUGAAAUUAGGCUGGCGUGAAUGGCCCCUCUUUCCCAGAAUGCUGAGUUCUCAGCCAUGGGCCCCACCCUGAGCCCCACAGCCCUCAGGGGCUCUGCUUUAUAAAGGGAAAUGCUGAUACCCCCAAUAGCAUCCUGGUCCUAUUGCCUCAGGAUCUCUGGGACUAAGCCAGUGGCCCCCAAGGCAGUUUGCCCAGGGAACCUCCCUCCCAGAGAUCUUUGUGUUUGUUCUGUGCCUCCUCCCCUGUCGUCAGUCUCUGAGUCCCCCUUCCUGGGGCCUGCCUUCCCUGCAGGUUGUGUCAGCCUAUCCCUAGGCUUCCCCUGCACCUCCAUGAGGGAGGCUUGGGAGUAUGUGGCCUCCAGAUGACCUCCCCUCACUAGGGUCCAUAGCAGUGGGUGCCUCCAGGCCCUGCUGCCCUCCACACACACAACCCUGCCAAUAGCCAUUGCCUCUCCCGGCUCUGCUUUGUAUCCUAGUGUCUGAUCCUGGAGGUGAUCAGGACACUGGGGGCUGCUCACUAGCCCCAAGGAAGCCAUGUUGCGAGGCCCCCUUCUGACACCUCCCCCCCAGAUUGUGCAAUAUUCUGUGUCCCCCUCUACACACUCCCCACCCCUGGGCCUGACCGCCCCUCACCACCACCACCACCCCUUGCCUGGGCUAACACACUGUCCCUGGCAGAAAUAUCUAAGCAAUGAGGAGGCUGACUGGGCAUAAGGCUGUGGUCGCCACCUCUCCCCACCUCCAUCUCCCUGUGUAUAAAAUGAAACAAAUCUUUUUCAUAUUCUAAUAAAUCAAUGUGACUUUU
Molecule: messenger RNA, 4495 nt
Organism: Dromiciops gliroides (monito del monte)
Lineage: Eukaryota; Metazoa; Chordata; Mammalia; Microbiotheria; Microbiotheriidae
Gene: SLC9A1
Product: solute carrier family 9 member A1
Exons: 12
Coding region: 504-2933 (809 amino acids)
Biological process (GO): sodium ion transport; proton transmembrane transport; regulation of pH
Cellular component (GO): membrane
Molecular function (GO): sodium:proton antiporter activity
Source: RefSeq, a predicted model, not a curated record